Messenger RNA from Entamoeba histolytica HM-1:IMSS, 633 nucleotides. RefSeq names its product Ras family GTPase. The transcript has a single exon. The record is from RefSeq and is a predicted model, not a curated record. Gene Ontology annotation, cellular component: plasma membrane. Lineage: Eukaryota; Evosea; Mastigamoebida; Endamoebidae. The coding region runs from base 1 to 633 and encodes 210 amino acids. Gene Ontology annotation, biological process: Ras protein signal transduction. Gene Ontology annotation, molecular function: GDP binding; GTP binding; GTPase activity.
AUGAGUUUAAAAAGAAUUGUUAUGCUUGGAACUGGUGCAGUUGGAAAAUCUGCAAUUACAUUACAAUAUGUUUCACAUUACUUUGCUAGUGAUUAUAAUCCUACUAUUGAAGAUUCAUUUAGAACUUCUAUUACUAUUGGAGAUGAUAAUUAUCCAAUAGAAAUAUUAGACACUGCUGGUCAAGAAGAAUUUGAUGCUUUAAAAGAUACAUACAUUAGAAGUGGUGAUGGAUUUGCAAUUGUUUAUUCUAUAACAUCAUUAAAUACUUUCUUAGAAGCUAAUGAAAUUAGAGAACGUAUUUAUCGAGUUCUUGACAAAGAUCCUAGUCAACAUAUCCCUAUUUGUUUAGUUGGUAAUAAAAGUGAUUUAGAAAGUGAACGUAUUGUAUCAAAAGAACAGGCUGAAGAAUUGGCUUGUUUAUGGGGUAUUUCAUUUAUUGAGACAAGUGCUAAAAAGAAAUCAAAUAUCAAUGAGUUAUAUCAAAUUAUAAUGAAAGACAUUAUUGAUACAAAAACGAAAGAAGAUGAAGAAAAAAAGAGGCUUGAAGAACAUGAAUCAAUUACUAAAAAGUCAUCAAAAAAACAAAGGGAUGGUAAAAAGUUUUAUAAGAAAAUUGGAUGUUCUGUUAUGUAA